Molecule: messenger RNA, 3548 nt
Organism: Anopheles bellator
Lineage: Eukaryota; Metazoa; Arthropoda; Insecta; Diptera; Culicidae
Gene: dos
Product: protein daughter of sevenless
Exons: 8
Coding region: 22-2694 (890 amino acids)
Source: RefSeq, a predicted model, not a curated record
CAGACUGCGCUCGAAUCACAGAUGGCGACGAAUAAAGAGGUCUACCACGAAGGCUGGCUCAUCAAGUCGCCACCGACGAAGCGAAUCUGGCGCGCGCGCUGGCGAAGACGGUGGUUCACGCUGAAGCAGAGCGAUGUACCGGGCCAGUUCUUCCUCGAGUACUACACCGAUCGGAAAUGUCGUAAGCUGAAGGGAACGAUCGAUCUCGAUCAGUGCGAACAGGUGGACGCUGGGCUGCGUCUGGAUCGGCAGAAGGAAAAGUACGCCCACAUGUUCGACGUGAAGACACCGACGCGCACCUACUACCUGGCGGCGGACACCGAGGACGACAUGCGGGGCUGGGUGAACUGCAUCUGCCAGGUUUGCAACCUGCAGGAAACGCAAACCGUCGACGAUCGGCCCUACUACAACAUUGGGGCGAUCAACAUGAUGAACGAUGCGGUCAAUAUGGCAGUCGAAACGAGGCCUCCGGCGAAGGCGAACGGCGGUGGCCCUUCCACGACCGAAACGGACAUUUCCAAUGAAACGGAAACGACAAUGUUGAACCAUUCGGUGCCGGGUGCAGCUGGAGAGACUGCGCCCGAUCAACAGCAGCAGGUACCGUUGCAAGGGCGGGUCUUCAACAACAACCCGUACGGCACGUAUCAAAACGAAGAGAUGAUGGGCAUGCGUUCGGCGGGAGAUUACACUAACCGCGAAACGAUCAUUUGCGAGGCGAAACUGAAUUUAUCGCACCAGCAGCCAUCGAACAUUAUUGCACCGCCGGAAGCGUACUCGAAUCUGGACGUGAUCGAACGAUCGCAAUCGCUUCGUGGCAAACCCGGCACUUCAUCGUCGUCCAAUGGGAACGGGGGUGCCACCACCGCCACCGGAAGUCCCCUCGUGAACCAUAUGCGGACACAGUCGCUCAACAUCGAGCAGCGUGGAACGAAGAAGAUCCCCGAGAAUCUGAAGCUGACCGAUCGGUCGCCCUCGAGUGCGUUCGACAGUGGACCGGAGCAACCGUCACCGGCUCUCAGCACCUCGUCCGGGCCGUACAUCCCGAUCAGCGAGUGUUACUCGGGCAGUCCAGUCACUCCGCUCAACUCGCUCGAUCCGCGCUUCUACGAAACGCCCCGCAGUCACACGAACGUGGGCUUCAAUCUCGUAAGCAACGAGCAACCGUACUCGCCGAAGCGAAGUAACGUCGGUGGUGGCCAAGCCGGCCCGGGAUCUUCGUCGCUCGUGAUGACAGUGGGAGGCCAACCGAAAGUGACCAUUCCGGGAAGCGGCAAAUCGAGCCCUUCCGACUCGGAAAGUGUGUUCACCGACGAUGAAUGGACUGCGCCGGCGGGAAGUAGCAACGGAGUCGGGGCUGGGGCUGGCACCGGUGGUAGUGGCGUCACUACGCGUGGCGCAGGAAAUGGUGGAACGAUCGAUCGGAACGCACGGCCAUCGGAUAGCUCGAUCGAGAACGAUGCCGUCGGGUGGACGUACGUGCAGCGGUUUUCCAAAGUUCCGAACACAUCGGAAGAUAAGCCACAGCAGCACAAUACGAAGGUGGCCGCCACUUCCGACAAUGGAAUCGCUGGGGCCCCACCGAGACCUCCGAAGCGGGCAAGCAUGAACUUGGAAGGCAUCGAGAAAACUAAGGAAUUGAUAGCUUCCGACACGGAGAAUGUUUCGCCGGCCAUCAUUGGCCCAAAGGACGCCAGCUCGUGUAUCGACGAGUUUUACGAUAUUCCCCGGUCCCAUCAGCACCCGUACACCGGAAGCAGCAUGCACCUGCCGGAUGGGGAUCUUCUGUCGCCACUCAGCCACUGCGAUCUGGUCGCUUCGAGCACUCCCAAUCUGAUCGGCGAGUUUACUACCGGUGGUGGCGGAACGUUGGGUCGUGGUGGCCCGCGACCCCAUUGCUACACGAAUGCGGCUCCGACCAAGGUGGAGGGCAACGUUUUCCGUUUCGAUUUCAGCGAGCAGCCCGAUGCUCCGAUCAUUAACCGACGACUGAAACCUCGUUCGUCGAUCGAUAUUACAAAGUCGAUCGAGUCGAUCACGCAGAGUGUCAAGCAAUUGGGGCCGCCCACUGUUCCUGCAGCUCCACCAGCAACACCAGUCGCCGUAGUCGGUCAACAGCAAUCGGUCAAAAGUCCACCGACAAUCGAUCGUACGCGCAAACCAGCCACGCCAAAGAUUGGAACGAACUCGAUGCGCCGCAAGGGAGGACCGGUUUCCCUUAACUUGGCGUCGAAUCAGCCCUCGGAGAAUACGUACGGUAAUACGCAAGAGACAAACAGCGCACUGCUGGUCAACGUUUCACCCCGAGGACCAGGAAAGAAUGAAGAUCGUUUGCAGUAUCUCGAUCUGGAUCAUUCGAGCAGUCCCCAAAAAUCGUCGACGGCCACCAAUUCCGGACCGUACUCGUUGUCCGGCCUGAGUGUUCUGGCCAAUCAGCAACAUCAUCACGGUAGCGCCACUGGGUCGACGGUAGGAAAAUCGGAACCUGGUGCCGGUGGAAGUGGCAACGUUCCCAUCGUUGCCGCCGGUUCUGGCUCCGGUCGUACCGUGGACGUUCCGGCAUCGAAACCGGCACCCAUCACGAACCGCACACCGUACACGACGGUGGACUUUGUCAAAACGGAUGCUUUCAAUCGAAUCCGAGCCGAUUCGGAACUAACACGCUCACAGCCGCGCCAGAAAGAUCAGGCGUCGUAAGCCGACAAUCACUUUCAGGCUCACUAAAACUGUUGUUCCAAAGAGACGAAGACAAAAGGGAUUGAACUGAACACGAACGCGCUGGAGAGGUGCAGCGUGAUGUAGUGUAGUGCAAUUAAUGCAAUCUGCCUUAUCAGCUCGUUCUGACUGCGAACGCUUUUUAGCCUUGACGGAACAUAUGGCAGCGACGAAAUGCGACCUUUUAAAACCAAACUUAGUUUUCGCUCCUACUGAAACCAUUUGUCCCCCCUCUUCUCGAGUGCCUUUUUUGGCUGUUUUAGGGGCCGAACGAACGGCGAAGAGGAAACGAUUUUUAAACCUCGAACGGAUGAGCAGGACACGAACAUGUCAUGUCAUGACAAAAACGAAAGUAUUUCUAUGCAUUUGAUCGAAACCGAAAGCUUCCAAAGCCUGCAUCGUGCAGCGAGAAACCCGAGCAGAGCGCCUUUUUAUGCUUCGCAUAUACACAAAGUCCGAAAUUUCCAAUUUGUUAGCGAUACUAUUGUAGGCUUAUAACUUUGCGUAACGAAACAAGCACCGAGACUUGUUGUAGGACCGUAAGACUAGACUAGACACCAUUAUUUUACCCUUCAUGAACGGUAUUCAUAGCACGUGUUGCAGAGCGUAUCUCCAAAGCUACUGGCCACGCGGAGGCCGCUGUUAGUGCGGCCUUUAUGGCUUCAGCAGCAGCAUUUCUGUGUUUGUUUUACAACAAAGAACACACGUCAAUGAUAGAGUCUCCACUUUACUAGUUUCGUUUCCGAUUAAGGUUGGUUAUUUUUAUGAUACUCGAAUUUUACACUUUUUAAUGUAUUGAACUUGACACAACAAAAAAAAGAGAAAUGAAAGAGCUU